Corythoichthys intestinalis (scribbled pipefish) is the source of this 9916-nucleotide messenger RNA. It is a transcript of the gene itgb4, whose product is annotated as integrin, beta 4. The transcript has 43 exons. Gene Ontology annotation, biological process: cell adhesion mediated by integrin; integrin-mediated signaling pathway; cell-matrix adhesion. Gene Ontology annotation, cellular component: integrin complex; focal adhesion; membrane. Lineage: Eukaryota; Metazoa; Chordata; Actinopteri; Syngnathiformes; Syngnathidae. The coding region runs from base 582 to 6386 and encodes 1934 amino acids. Gene Ontology annotation, molecular function: integrin binding. The record is from RefSeq and is a predicted model, not a curated record.
CUUAAAAACGGAGGAUCCGUUCUUCGUUACAUUCCGCCACUGCCAGCCAAUCCCAGUGCAUAUAAAACUUAAAUAUUCAAUCAAGCAAACAUGUGGAAUGCCAUUUAUCUUAAACAAAUUACAUACUUUUUUUUUGUCGUUGUCGAAAAUAUAAAGUUUUGCCAGUUUUCUACAGCUCAUUUAAUUAUUUUGGGAUGGAAGAGUUGCUGUAUUCAUCACCGAAUGAACUCACUCUUCCAAAAGGGCACAGUUUUUUGUCAUGUAAAUUGGCGCGGAGGGCUCAGACUGAGCGAGAGUGCAAGUGGGGAGAUAACUGCCUCCUGCCAAACUAUAAACUCUUUUAGUUCCGUACUUUUCCUGUAGCUUGUUUUAAAGAGCGCAACCCUGCAAACUUUUAUGCUUUCGCUUCCACAGGACAACUCCUUCUUCAUCUUCACUGUGGAUGCACAUUUCUCCAAACUCUCGGGUCACGGAUGCCAAAUAGGAUCUAGCCGGGCAGGGGUGGGGGGUUUCUCGGCUUAAUUAUUACUGGACUUUGGAACUCGGACUGGUGUGAGAUCAGAAACAGUUGCAGGGAGGCGAUGGGGAGAUGGACUUUGCAUCUCUCAGUGGGACUUGGGCUUUUGCUCAUUCUCAUGACCUUCUCUUACACUGAAGCCAACUAUUGCUUUGACACCAGGUCCAAAACCUGCUCAGACUGCCUGCAAGCAGGAACGGGCUGCGCCUACUGUCCAGAAGAGACCUUUAACGGACCUCGCUGUGACCUGUACGAAAACAUCCUGGCUCAGGGAUGCAGCGCUGCCACCGUGAUCACGGCCAAAAGCGGCAUGAAGAUCGAAAGAAAACAACAGAUUGACAUCCGAAGGGCGCAGUCGCAGGUGUCCCCGCAGCAGAUGAGCAUGUCUUUUCUGCCAGGGGAAGAGAAGACUGUCGACGUGGAAGUCUUUGCGCCAACCAAAGGCCCUUUGGAUCUCUACAUCCUCAUGGACUUUUCCAACUCCAUGGAAGACGAUUUGGACAACUUGAAGAGGAUGGGCCAGGAGCUGGCUUCACUGGUGAAGAAGCUGUCAGACGACUACACCAUCGGAUUCGGAAAGUUUGUGGACAAAGUUAUUGAGCCCCAAACUGACAUGAGACCUGAAAAACUCGCACAACCGUGGCCCAGAAGCGACCCACCGUUCUCUUUUGAAAACGUCAUCAAACUGACCAAAGACUUGAACUUCUUUACCGAUGAGCUCCAGAAGGAAAGAAUCUCUGGCAACCUGGAUGCUCCCGAAGGAGGCUUUGAUGCCAUUCUGCAGGCUGCAGUCUGCGGGGAUAGUAUCGGUUGGCGCGAACACAGCACUCAUCUGCUGGUUUUCUCCACCGAGUCCGCCUUCCACUACGAGGCCGACGGCGCCAACGUGCUUUCGGGCAUCCUGCCGCGCAACGACGAGCAGUGCCACCUGGACGCGGACGGCAGAUACACGAUGGAUACCGCUCAAGACUACCCCUCCAUACCCACACUUGUCCGUUUGCUGGGCAAACACAACAUCAUUCCCGUAUUUGCUGUCACCAACCACUCCUACACAUACUACAAGAAACUCCAAACGUAUUUCCCGAUUGCCGAGGUGGGCUUGCUGCAAGAGGACUCCUCCAACAUCCUGCAGGUCAUGGAGAUUGCGUUUAAGAGUAUCCGUUCUAAGAUGAGCAUUCGGGCAGAAGACAGGCCCAAAGCUUUCGAGGCUCAGUUCCUAUCCACCGCCGGAAAGGUCGCAGAAUACGGAGCCUUUGAUUUCAAGCCCGGAGCCAUCGGAAAAUUCAAGAUGCGCCUCAAAGCCCAGAGGAUGAUCGACGAUUCUCCGGUCUGUAAGAUGGACGUGGAUGAAAAAGAAGGCGUGAUGAGAAUCAAACCAACAACCUUUAGCUCUGCCGUGAAUGUGAACGCCAGAGUGCUAUGUCCAACUUGUGACUGCGAGAAGACUGCCAUCCGUAACGCGCCCAGAUGCCAUGGAAACGGAGACCUGGUGUGUGGGAAAUGUCAGUGCCACGAUGGCUGGUUGAGCACAUUCUGUAACUGUUCCGCUAGUGCUUCAGCGCUUGACACCAGACUGUGUAUCGGUCCAGGAUCUACUGAACCUUGUUCAGGUCGUGGAGAUUGUCUGGAAUGUGGAACCUGCGUCUGCUACAAACCUGACCAGUUUGAAGGACCUUACUGCCAGUACGAUAGAACCCAGUGUCAGCGAUUCGGAGGCUUCCUCUGCAACGAUCGUGGAUCCUGCAUCAUGGGUCGCUGUGUAUGUUCUGAGGGCUGGGAGGGAAAUGCCUGCGAGUGUCCUAAGAGUAACCAAACCUGUCUGGACAGCAACGGGGGUGUGUGCAAUGGACGUGGAAAAUGUGUUUGCGGCCUUUGCGAGUGUCCGCAAUCUGGUUUUGAGAUGUCAUCGACCUGCGAGCCAAAUUUCCAGGCCACCACUCUCGGCGUGUGCGAGGCUACGAGGAGCUGCGCUCAGUGUCAGGCUUGGAAGACGGGCGAGAGGAAGGAUAAGGAGGAGUGUGACAAGUGUUCUUUCAGAGUCAAGAUGGUGGAUGAAUUAAAAGAAGCCGAUAAGGUGCUUCAUAAAUGCAGUUUCCGUGAUGAGGAGGACGACUGUACGUACCACUACACGGUGGAAAACUCCAAACUUUCAACAUCUAAAGAUUUGGAGGUCGAAGUUCUCAAGAAGAAAGAUUGUCCAGCUGCUAGCCUACUCUGGCUGCUCCCUCUCCUCUUGUUCCUCUUGUUACUGCUAGCGCUUCUGCUGCUCUGCUGCUGGAAAUACUGCGCCUGCUGCAAAACCUGCUGUCAGAGCUGCCUUGCCCUGCUGCCUUGCUGUCGGAAAGGUCGCAUGGUUGGAUUCAAGGAGGACGAGUAUCUUCUCCGCCACUCUCUGCUCACAUCAGACCACCUGGACACACCUAUGGUGAGGACGGGCCCUCUCAAAGGGACCGAUGUGGUCCGCUGGAAGGUUACGGAUAACGUCCACCGAAGUCCCAACCACCCCCAGGCUCUAAUCAAGCCCAACCCUAAAGAAACCAUUCAGUAUCCAAUCUCCCUGCGGCUUAACAGGCGCUUUUCUGAGAACCUGUCUCGUCCUGACUCCAGAGAUGCAGAACAGCUUCGUAAAGAAGCAGCAGAUAAUCUUAAUGAGGUCUACAAGCAAAUUCCUGGGGCGCAGAAAAUGCAGAAAACUUCAUUUAGAACACAGAAAAAUGCAGGAAAAAGGCAGGACUACACCAUCAUGGACACUAUGCUGUCUGCUCCUCGCAGCAGCUACCCAGAAAUUGUCAAGCUGACUGAAAGAAAUGUCCAGUCCGGACACUUCCAUGACCUUAAAGUGUUGCCCGGCUACUACACUGUUGCGACAGACAGAGAGGCUACAGGAGCUAUCGAAUUCCAAGAAGGUGUAGAGUCACUGGAUGUUCAUGUGCCUCUCUUUACCAAAGAGGAAGAUGAUGACAAGAAGCAGCUGCUGGUGGAGGCCACAGAUGUGCCGCUGGGCAUUGCCCGAAUUGGAAAACGCUUGGUGAACAUCACCAUUAUCAAAGAACAUGCCUCUAGUAUCUUCUCCUUCCUCCAGCCAGCCUAUACCUACAGUCGACAGGAUGGAGUGGCCAAUAUUCCAAUUGGUAGAGAGAUCAUUGACGACGGACGCACACAAGUCUCCUACCGUACACGAGAUCUCACAGCCAAGGAUAAAAAGGACUACGUGACUGUGGAUGGAGACCUCAGUUACGGUCCAGGUGAGACCCAAAAGACAGUUCCUGUUCGUCUGCUGGAACUUGGGGAGAAAGAUGCCCUCCUAGAUGACAAACAAGUCAAGCAGUUCGUUAUGGACCUCAGUAAUCCGCGACAGGGCGCCAAGCUCGGACGCUACCCGCGAACAACGAUCACAAUUGCUGAUCCACCGGAGCCGAGUGCGAUUAUGUUCAAGAGAGGAACCCAAAACUUCACGACUUCUGACCCAACUUACAGCAUCCCUGUGGUGCGCACUCGCAGCCAGGACGGCCCCGCGACGGUGAAGUGGCGCACAAAGAAGGGCCAACGCGUCGACCUUUCCGGCAAUUUGAAGUUUAACCCGGGAGAGACCGAGAAGAAUAUCGUGAUUGACCCGAGAAACCACCCCGCAUUGGGUCAGCCUGACACCUUCCAGCUGGAGCUGCUGGAGCCAAGUAGCAAUGCCAUUGUCGGAGAGAGGAAAACAACCGUUGUCAAUGUUAUAGAAGGAGGUCCAAGGUCUCCUGAGAUGUCCCAGAUGCAGCAGAAAGGCUAUGUUUCUCCCAAAAAUACAUUUCAUGGUGGUCGCCUUCUUGCGCCAGGAAACCCUAAGGCCAAAGCAACUGGACCUAGAAGCAUUCGUCUCAACUGGGACCCACCAGCUGGAAACCCCAUGGGAUACAAGGUGAAAUACUGGAUCUACGGCGACCCAGAGAAAGAUGCUCAGGUUUUGGAUGUUAAAAGUCCUCACGCCGAGCUGACCAAUCUGUACCCCUACUGUGACUACGAGAUGCGAGUGUCUGCCUAUAACGCUUUGGGAGACGGCAAUGACACUGACGUUAUUGCCUGUCAGACUCUGGAGGACGUGCCCGGUGAACCCGGUCGACUUGCAUUCAAUGUCAUCAGCCCAACAGUCACUCAGGUCAGUUGGGCAGAGCCCGCGGAAACCAACGGUAACAUCACGGCUUACGAGGUCAUCUACACCCCCAUCGACGAUGAUCUGAAGCAAAUCGGUGCAGCUAAGAAGGUGAAGAUAGACAACCCAAAGAAGCGAAUGCUCUUGAUUGAGAAUCUGGUGAAUGCCCAGACCUAUCAGUACAAGGUCCGUGCCAAGAAUAGUGUCGGCUGGGGCCCCUACAGAGACGCCACCAUCAACUUGGCAUCACAGCCAGCGAGACCUCUGUCCAUUCCCAUCAUUCCAGACGUCCCGAUUGUGGAUGCAGAAGCCGGAGACGAGUACGACAGUUAUCUGAUGUACAGCAAUGAGGUGCUGAAGUCUCCCGCAGGGUCCAAAACACCCAGCGUUUCUGGUGAUGAUUACAUGAUGAACGGAAAGUGGGACCAGAACUUCCUUUUCCCAGGCGGUUCUGCCACGCGCAACUUGUCUACAUCCUCCUCGCCGAUGUCCUCUUUGAACUCUAACUACAGAGGCGGCUCCUUUACCACUGAGACGACCACCAACUACAUGUCAGGAAGCCCUCAUCUGGGCGGAAUAAGUGGAAUGCCCACAUCUGAUGUCAUCAUGAGGAAGCGGUCAGAAAGAGGUUACGGGGAAGAAAACAUACGGGACUCCAUCGUCAUGGGAGAUCUAUCCAACAAGUUUCCAGACAUAGGUGUGUACGGCUUCAUUGGGUCGCAGAGUACCUCUCAGAGCCAGUUCGGCUACAGCCGGUCUCAGGGUCCCAGGGCUAGGACUCAGUCUUCCGAGGUCAAUGAAGCUCUGUAUAAUCUGGAAAGGGUGCUUCAGGAUGCAAGACUUUCCCCUGGGGUCCCAGACACCCCCAGCCGGUUGGUGUUUUCAGCUCUAGGGCCUACUGCCUUGAAAGUCAGUUGGCAGGAGCCCCAUUGCGAGAAGGACAUCUUGGGUUACACUGUCAUGUACCAGCCGCUCAAUGGAGGUGAAAUGAAGCGCAUCAACGUGACCAACCCGGCGGAAAACUCGGUGAUCAUCCAGGACCUUCUGCCGAACCAUUCGUACCUGUUCAAGGUGAAGGCUCAGAGCCAAGAGGGCUGGGGUCCCGAGAGAGAGGGCGUCAUCACCAUCGAGUCUGCUGUCGAUCCCAGGAGCCCCCUUAGUCCCAUGCCAGGGUCCCCGUUCACCCUGAGCACCCCGAGCGCACCGGGUCCCCUCGUCUUCACGGCUCUGAGCCCAGAUUCCCUGCAGCUUAGCUGGGAAAAACCUAGGAAGCCAAACGGAGACAUUCUAGGCUACGUGGUCACCUGCGAGCAGCUGCACGGAGGAGGUGACACGCGUUCCUUCCAAGUAAGCGGGGACAGCGCGGAGACCCGGCUGACCGUCCCGAACCUGACUGAGAACAUCCCCUACAAGUUCAAAGUUCAGGCCCAGACCACACAGGGUUUCGGCCCUGAGAGGGAGGGUAUCAUCACCAUCGAGUCUCAGGACGGAGGGGCUUUAUCUCAAUACAGCAAUCAAUCCAUGACGAGAAGGGAAGUUUUCAACAUGCCAACGGACAUCAGCAACAUCUCGCGCACCAUGAUCAACGACCCGUUUUUCUCAGAUGGAAUGAUGUCGACCACGCAGCUUACAGAAAGCAGCGGCAUGAUUACACGCCAAGUCACCAAGGAAGUGGUCCAGAGGAGCGUCAUGGGCGGUACCACUGUCACCAAAAAAAUGUUUUACGACUCCUAAAGUCAAGACCCAGAUUUUCCCUUUUGCGUGCUACUAGCCCAGAUAUUGGAGAUUCUCUUUUAAAAAGAGUCAGAGAGCUCAUGUACAGUCUGUAUUCAUAAUAUAUGGGAGAUUGUGGUACCAAAACAAACAACAACAAAAAAAAACUAAACGUACACUCGAGUGGUCAAACAAAGGUGAGAAAGAUGUUUCGUCACGUCUGUUACAAACUUUGACCACUUGCCCUUUCAGAUUCAUCUUCUCUUUCCAUUACUCGUCUGUUUUUGUCUGGUAAACAACAUGUGCACGCAGUGUAUUUAAAGCAGGCAGGUAAUCUGACUGCGCUUAAUCCCGAAUGACACCACGCCCUUGCGACACUGUUUUGUAUGGAUAUUAUUUACGGAUAAUGUCACGUUAACAUAUUUACAAAUAGUGUUGCACCGAUACGGCACUAAAGAGGGAGGGAAAAAACACAAGUCACACCGGAUGUACUGCCAAACAGUGUGUUUCCUUUAUACACUGCCUGACAGCCAGCUAACAUUGAAUGCACUUCCAUAAACCCCAAGGCUUGGUCUUUUCUUGCUUUUAUGGGAAGACACUUGUCUUAAUAUUGUGAAACUACAACACAAAAAACGUACACAAGUUCAACACUCAAUAUACAACAAACUGCACAAUACACUUAUAUACACACCUUUUAUAGCCUACGGAUAACACACUUGCUUGAGCUACUAGUUUUGAGCAUUGUCUGGCUUCUAUAAUACAACAACAACAACUUAAAAAGUUUUCUACAUAUGCAUAUGACCCUUCACCACAGAGAUAUACAUCCACUGCGCAUCAAUAGGUUAUUCGAAAAGCAAAAUACUUACAGACAUUAUUUCCGAGGCGGAAACGUAACAGAAAGCAUUCACUAGUGUCAAUGCUACCGCUAGGCACCGCACUGUGUAAUUGAAUGAGCUUGUGAGCCAAACUGUGACAAAAAAAAUAGAUGCAGCGAAUUAUUCUGACCGGCAGGUGGCAGCAAUGCCCCGCAAAUGGUCAACUGAUUUCCCAUACUGGUGUGUAAAGCCAGCACACCUGAGUAGAAAUUGAAAAUUUGACAAAAACGCAUGUGCGAAGACGUUCCUCUAGCUGUUGACAGCUAGCUUUUAGCUCACAAUUAGCUUUUUGGUUUUGUUUUCUUCAUUUCAGUAAGAUUUUGCCAGUCCCUUACAAGUUUGUCGUCAACUACAAACUUUCUUUCUGAGGCUCGAUUACCAUUUCUGGCAGGAUCAGGGCCGGACCAGGCCAUUUGGGGGCCCUAAGCAAAAAAAUGCAAAAGGGCCCAUAUUUUUGGCCCACCAUUUCGUCACAGAGUACUGUGAAACCCAUACAUGCAAUCCAACCCAUAAAUCCAUAUUUUGCAUAUUAAUCAGAUUUUGUUGCACUGCAUACUUCAAACUUCUCACCCCAAAUGAUUGUCAGUACUUACAGUAGAUAGCGCCAAACCUUUUUCUAAAAGAGGAAAGAAAGAAGUUAAGGUAGAACUUUUAUUUUUUUAAGCCUGUAAUCAAGUAUCAAAACUCACAAAAGUCAAAUAAAGCAAACUGCAGUCGACAAAAUAGAAUAUAAAUUAAACAAUUGCCAGAUUGGGGGCCCCCUAGUGGUCAGGGGCCAUAAGCAGCUGCAUAGUCUGCGUGUAGGCUGGGCCGGCCCUGGGCAGGAUAUUUUACUACUUGCAGCUUGUCAUCUGCAGAAUAUGAUUUUCGUUUCAGUGCCAUUUUGUCCUGCCCUUCUCAGUUCUUUUUAUAAAUUACCGCCAAAUCGGGGGCGUCGCUAGGUUUAGAGAACAGAGGGGGCUUAGCCCCCAGGAGAUGCGCAGGAUGUAAGUGAACGUAGCGUACAAGCACAAAACUUCACAAACAGCUAACAAAGACUGAUAAUUUAUCAUUAUUAUUAUUAUUAUUAUUGCUGUUGUUUCAGUCUAUUUUUUUUACACAGUACAACAACAACAAAAAAGCCUACAGUUGCUAGUUACUUGGUAGAUGGAAGCAUCAAAGAUUGCGUUUGCUUUUAAGGACAGCAAAAUCGUUCUAUCACUCUGCUCUGACCCCCUACAGGUCAAUAAAGGUGGUGGAGUGAUUAUUAUUAGUGUAUUAUGAUGACUAUCCACUGAUGAUAAUCAUAUGUGAAUGAGCACAGCUCCUGUAUUCAUAUUUGCGCAAAGUGAGAAACACAACUGAUACUCCAGAAGGAAGUCACCCCAAAGAUAAUGGUAAUAAGAGUGCACAAUUAACUCGAUAAACAACCAGGACCUUCACAAUGCAUUUCAGACUGACUAGCUGGCAGCAGUUUAGUAGCAGCGUUAUUUUAGAGCUGGGAUGUAACUUUUGACCGCAAAACAAACAAACAAAGGUAAGACAUGCGCAAAGAUUGUCUGUAGUGUGCAAACCAGGUUUUUAUUUGUCAAACACAGAGCAGUUGGUCCAUAUAUCUGCUCGAUAUAUCGGCCGGCCGAUAUAUCGGUCAACCUCCAAUGAUAGCAUUAUUUUACAUUGGAGUAUGCAAUAAUUUAAUCUAUAAAGGAAAAAAAAAAAUCCAAAACAUGUGGUAUCGGCAUCGCCCAAUAUCACAUAGCUGUGUAUCGGCGCAACACUAUAAUUACAAAACCACACAUUCUUUUGAGAACUAAUUUUAUUGCAAGUGAUUUCAGCCCAAAGCUUCAUGAUUUGCCACAAGUGUUUUUAUUUUGAACGACAAAGCAAAUUAUGGCAAACUAAAGAAGUCUUGUGCUUGCAAUUAAACAAGUGCCAAAUAUAGUCUGUUCUUAAAGCAACAUCCGCUGUAUUUACUCCUUUCUACAAAUGAUUUGAUAAAGUGUAUUUGGUUUCACAUUUUCUAAGAUGUUUUAUACUCGAUAUAUGAUAUAUAUAGUACCUAAUACUACUGAUGUUUUUGUUGAAAAGCAUUAAGCAGAAUUCUAUUUAGGACUAUAAGGUUGUAUUUGCUUUAGUGCACAAAUAUAGUCAAAUUGUACGGCAUCGUCGUGAUAUAUUUCUGCUUUUGCGAAAAGAAAAUUUGAUGUGUUGGGUUUGACAUGAAUAAAAUGACAGAUUUAUAAAAAAAAAUUUUUUUUAAGUAUCAAAAUUUUAAGAUGUGCUUGCCAUUGUAAUUUUCUGUAUGUAAGAUUUGUUGCACUUAAUAAAGAUACAAAACAAUUUGUGGUAUUAGCGCUAUUUAUUGACAUGAUAGGGAAAAGGCAUUGAUAAAAAAAUACAAGCAAGGAAAUCCACAUUACAAGAAAUUGUGUGUACAUGCAAGUCGUCUGCUUUUUUUUUCCUUCCAAGGAAGCUUUACAAUGAAGCACUACGUAUGACACGUUUGUGUUUUUGCCUUUACUCAGCAUGUUUCUCAUGCGCUAAGUACCAAAGAAAGAAAAUGAAAUCCACCUUUAAAAAAUAUCCCUUGACAAAAAACUUUCACACUCUCUUCAACUGUACAAAAAGCGAUUUAGCUGAAAACAAACAGGUGCUGUAAAAUUCUGUUUAUCCAUUGGACAAUUUAGGCCCAAUUUU